Molecule: messenger RNA, 3136 nt
Organism: Amoebophrya sp. A120
Lineage: Eukaryota; Dinophyceae; Syndiniales; Amoebophryaceae
Source: the annotation of a GenBank genome assembly
AGCUCUUCUCGACACCGGAAGUGCUUGUGAAGGUACUUCUAACGGCACUGUUGAAGGGACUCUACCUACACAGAGCGAACAACAAGCCUCACGCUCACUAUCCGGCAGUGCAAGCAAGGCCUGCAACAUUGGGAACAAGGAGAAAGUAAGAGAUCGCAGCGUCAACACCAACAGCACGAGCCGAACCGAAAGCAAACUGCAUCAAAAUGACCAAUUUGGACGCGUUGGCAGCUGCACGGUCAUCGACGGGGAGAAAAUCAGCGCGAUUCCGGAGGAGAGCGAGUCUGUCACCAGUGUAAUGAACUGCUCGGAGGAGACCAACAUCGUGGUGCACGACAAUCCUCCGCGCCCUAGUGGGAAUCUUGCCGAUCAUUCAGGUGAGGCAGCAGCUGCAGUGCAGGUGUCGUUAUCCUGCGACGGAGAGCAAAGAGCAAGAGAACGGGUUCAGUUCCUAGAAGAAAUAGAGGGGGACGACGAGGUACGGCUUGAGUUCUCUUCUUCGUCUGGCGAAAAGAUGAGAGGAGUGAAGGGGUCCUCGAGCAUUGUCAACCAUCAGCCUACUAGAAGUCGUGCCAGUCUUACCGUUCCGCCGGACGUCGAGGCCGUUACUGAGAAGAUUUCGGGACUGACGGCAACGAGCAGUGCGGCGCUUGACGAACUGCAGGUGGCUCACAUUGCGUCUUCCUCCUGCUCAUUGGUCGACGAGGAGCCAGACCAAGAUCAUGCUUCUGCGCGGGGAACUGCGUGUAUGUCCUCUAGUGGCGGCGAAAACUCCGCAAGGGUCGGCGACAGCGGACUCGAGCGGGGAGCCGCAGUAGAGGAGAUGAACGGUCAUGAUCACGACGAUCAGUUUCCUUCUACCGCUGGGAUGAAUGUGAAUGUCGACAGCAGUUGCGACUCGAUUUCGUCGCUGGAACAGGAUAUUCCCGCCGCCACUCCUGUCGAACGCGCGGAGAGGAGCGAACAGAGCUCCUCCAAUUUAGCCGAAAGCGGCCGUGCGUUUUCUUCUAGAAAUAGCGAUUCCCAGCUCGGGCUCGGUGGUUCUGCAGCAUCUCCCGGGCAGGGGGGAAACGAGAAGAGCAGAGUAGAUGCAGGUAGCUUGUCGCCGCAUGUAGCCAAUCGAACAACUGGUGAUGAUAACAAUUGCGAUCCAUCAGAAGAAAGAGAACGUCGAGACGUUUCGUCAGGGAAUUCGGAUGAAUCAGGACCCGGCUUCGAGGACCAUCACGUUGCCGAUGACGAGGGCGAUUCCUCUUGCAGCAGUAUCGAACAGCAGUACGACAGUGCGUGCCCCGAUGCCACCGGCGACAGCGCAGUUGUGGCACACAUGCUGGACCAUGUAAACCUCGAUGUGCGAGCGCGUUCCUCACAAGUGGUACAGGAGCUGCAGAACGUUUCCAAAGAAAAUGAGGUGGACGGCGACGCAGCCGGUAUUGCGGAUGACGACGAUGAGCUGGCGCAAUGUAGUGCUGUAAGCGAUCAGCAGUGCGUGUCAGACAAGUCUGGUGAUGGAAGUGGAGUGAAGGUGGAGGACAAGUUUUUCGCGCACGACACGCAGAACAAAGGCGCUGAAAACAGCGCACAUCAUGGUCUGAUUCUCGGACCAGUGCCACCUGAGGACGAGGGAAAGUUGAAGCCUUUCGCCCUAGUGUCGGUUUCCGCAACCGAAACCGCAUCAUCCGCUUCGCAAAACCGCCCGCGCGCACCGCGCGACGUCUGCACCCCCAGCGAGGUAGGAUUCGAACACGUGGAGGCAGCACACCAGUCUGCGAUGGUGCAGCAGGGUACUGGAAAUUACAAUCGCGUGGACGCCGAACGUCGUACCCGCUUGGCACCGCCGAGGAUCUUUGCCUCAUCGGCGGCAACUGCAAGUAGUAGUACAGAUGAAAAAGGGCAACUCCAACCACAACCAGAAAGAGAUGUGAAUCCCGCUUGUGGUACAACUGGGAAAGCACAACUAAAGUCCAGCACUGCGCCAGCAGGUGUAAUCGAAACAAGCUUAUCGUCUCCUGACAAACUGCCUUUAGCUUGCGCCGCUUCCUCCAAGAAGUCGCCAUUUCCCUUUGCGGGCUCACCGUCGCUCUCUUCGAUUCGCGGCAGCCCAAAUCAAUUCGAGACACCGGCCCGCAACAUUUCCUCAUCGGGGCAGCAGACCACGCCAGACACUACAAGGACGCUUCCUCACGGAGCGCUCGUGCUGCGCAACACUGUACAGCAUAAAACUCCCAUGGGCGGCGGGUGCAGCUCUCCUGUUCGCAGAAUCACAAACCGGAGCGCAAAAAAUCGGCACACCGUCUCCUCCUCCGGUCCCCGUGACUCCCCCUCGUCCACUGGUGCCGUGAUCGGUGGGGCAUGUGCAACAUCGACUCCGCAACGAGAGGCCCCAGACGGGGACCUGCGUCAUUCAGGCCCCCCGACGCCUCUAUUCGUCCACGAUAAGCUUCCACUGCGGAAAAUGACUGAACAAGCUCUAUCGCCUCGUUUACAACAAGACGAAGCUUGUUCUGCGAGAGAGAAGAAUCUGAAUCUUUUCUGCACUGGUGCAGCCAUCCGACGGGGACAGGUUUCGGCACCCGUUUCCUUUCCGAUGAUUCGAGAAGAAGAUCGGGUGGAGAACGGACGAGGAAUUAGGGCCUUCAGAAGUUGCGCAUCGAGCUUUGCCGGUCCGAGCAGUCACGCGGUCGGUGCGCCAAUUCACGGCGCACGCAGGGGCGCCUUCAAUUCUCUUUACCUGCAGCCCCGGUCCAUAACGCCGCCGCCCACUGUUGGCACCAGCUCACUGUUCACCUGGGCCCAGCAAUAUCGAAGCCGAAGUCUCAGCCGCCCGAAAGCGGUCGAGCUCAAGUCCGCCAAGGAAUCCGAAAAACCAUAGAGCGGCCGAUUUGCGCUCUUUUCUACCGCGAGAGUUUUGCCGGGGGUUCAUAGAUUUUUUUGGUGUUAAGCUCAUACCUCUCAACCGGAGCGCAGUCAAGCAAUUCUGACCAAAAACCUGUCCAGCUCCGAAGUCCAAUUUUGAAUCAAACAAGCAGAUGCAAGGAAACCGUUUUGGGUGGUGGAUACAACUCUGUUUCUUGUGUACGCAUUUGUUUGAUGAGCCGGGAGAUGAGCGUCUGCCGGUGCUGUUGGACCUUGCCGC